AUGGGUGGGGGAGGCUCCGAAGAAGAGCAUAUACUGUUUCCAAAACACGAGACUUUAGACUUCAAAGACACUCUUAUUGUGGACAAUGCUGCUGCUAUUUCUACUACAAGUCACGUGAAGUCAACGCUGAUUGAGAUGGGAUUCAACUCUUCUCUUGCUCAGAAAGCAAUUGAUGAAAAUGGGGUAGAUGAUCUUGAAUUGUUGGUAGAGAUUCUCACUAAGACUACUGUAACACAACCUAUUGAUGAAUCCAAACAGGAGCCUGAUGAUAUUCAACAUGGAGUUGAUGGCAAAAGGAUGCAGCUGCUAGCAAUGAAGUUCCCGGAAAAUCUAGUUGACUUUGCACUAAGUAGACUUGGUAAAGAUGUGCCAAUGGAUGAGACUAUAAACUUCAUCAUAGCUGCUCAAUUAGUUGCAGAAGAUUCCGAAGAAUUACUUGAUGGUAGUACUGAAACCAAAAGAGAAGAUGAGAUGGUAUUUGUUUCACUACCUUCAUUUUGUUAUGAAUUACCACUUGACAAAAUAGACAAAACUUCGCAACUGUUGGAAAUGGGAUUCUCUCGUCAAGAAAUCUCUGUGGCUAUUGAGAAGAUAGGUAAAGAAGCUCAAAUUUCUCACCUCGCUGAGUUAAUCAUAACUGGUGAAGUUCCUGCUGACGUUGAAGAUAUAGAAAAGAAAGUUUCAGCUAUUCCUUCAACAACUCGUGCAUGUCCUUCUAAGAGUUGGAGAUUUGUUGGUGUUGCUUCCCAGGAAAAAGAUUGUGGUGAGGGUUCCUCAAGUGGUAUUGCCAAGGUGGAAGAGAGAUCAGUGAGUAAAAGAAUAAAAGUUGAAGAUGACAGAGAGACUGACUUUGAUAACAGAGGGAAACGGCUAAGACCUGGAUACAUGGGAGGCUCAAGAUCAGUUAUAGAAACACCAGGGAUGCAAGAAGAAGAGUCGAUUGAGAGUUUGUCCACACUUCGUCCCUCAAAUGUAGCCAAGCGACCUUAUGUUUUCUAUGGAAACAUAGGUGAACUAUCUCCUCAGCAAUGGUCUAAGAUCUCAGGUUUCUUCUUCGGCAUUCAACCUGAGCAUGUAGAUACUCGGUUGUAUUCUGCGCUCUGUAGAAAAGAAGGUUACUUCCACAAUCUUCCCAUUGAAAACCGAUUCCCUAUACUCCCUAAGCCAAGUCAGAGUGCUCCAAGCAUCAUCUCACCUGAAAAUCUGGAGCGCGUUAUGGGAUAUCCACCAAACCACACGAAUAUUGGUGGUGCAAGGUCGGCUGAAAGAUUGAAGCUGCUUGAUUAUUGCUUCCAAACGGACACGUUGGGUUACCAUCUCUCUGUGCUCAAGCCUUUGUUUCCCCAAGGGUUAACAGUUCUAUCACUAUUCAGUGGAAUUGGUGGUGCAGAAAUCGCAUUAAACCGUCUUGGGAUCCAUCUGAAAAGCGUGUACUCUGUUGAACCUUGUGGACUGAGCCGUAACAUACUGAAGAGAUGGUGGCAGACUUCAGGACAAACAGGAGAGCUUGAGCAGAUUGAAGAUAUAAGGAUCUUAAGGGCAAAGAAGCUAGAGACUUUGGUGAAGAGAUUUGGGGGCUUUGACUUGGUCAUAUGUCAAAACCCACCAACACCACUUGAUCUCUCUAAAGAAAGCUCAAGAAGCCAAGGAUGCAAGUUUGACUAUAUGUUGUUCAACGAGGUUGUUUGUGUCUCAAAAUGUGUUAAAGCUUUGAUGGAGUCUUAGUUGAUAAACAACACUUGUAUAAAAAAGUAAGGCUAAAUAUGUUUUGGUCCAAAGUAUUGAGAUAAUGUAGAUUUGUCAUUUGUAUUGU
Eruca vesicaria subsp. sativa (arugula) is the source of this 1813-nucleotide messenger RNA. The record is from the annotation of a GenBank genome assembly. Lineage: Eukaryota; Viridiplantae; Streptophyta; Magnoliopsida; Brassicales; Brassicaceae.